This is a messenger RNA of Sclerotinia borealis F-4128, 1749 nucleotides long. Lineage: Eukaryota; Fungi; Ascomycota; Leotiomycetes; Helotiales; Sclerotiniaceae. The record is from the annotation of a GenBank genome assembly.
AUGCAAUCGCUCUACGAGGUCGAGACCGAAAGUCCUCGUUUGUCUAUUGUGCAGGGCGCUUCGAGUCCUCCGUUGUUGACGCUUACUCUGGGUGAUCUACUUGAUCAACAAACUCGCCUUCGUGAUGGUGAUGAAUGUUUAGUGUGUUCGUCGUUGGGCACGAGAUGGACGUAUGGAGUGUUGCGGGAAGAGAGUAUUGCGGUGGCUCGGGGGUUGUUGGCGUUGGGCAUAAAAUCGGGAGAUAGAAUUGGCAUCUUGGCGGGUAACUGCGCAGAGUACAUUUCGGUUUUCUUUGCGGCGGCUUAUAUUGGUUGUAUAUUGGUGGUGUUGAAUAAUACAUAUACGACUCAAGAGGCUAAGAAUGGGCUGAAACAUGCAGGUUGUCGUAUCUUAUUUACUGUACCAAAAAUUGGAAGGCAGAGUGUUGAAAGACUUAUUUCUGAGUUAGGGCCAUUACCAAAGGGAAAUGGCAAUUCCAAAUGUUUGGAUAGACUGGUGAUGUUGAGAGGUUCUCGAGAUGGAUUUAUGAAUUACGAUGGACUGAAAAGUCAAGGUCGGACAGGAUCUAUGGAGGACUUCGAGAGAGCAAGAAAGAUGGUGAAGCCGGACGACAUUGUGAAUCUACAAUUCACGAGCGGGUCAACGGGAAGUCCUAAGGCGGCAAUGCUUACACACUUUAAUUUGGUCAAUAAUGCCAAUUCAAUCGGGGACCGAUUGGCCUUCACACCUCAAGACAUCUUGUGUUGUCCACCGCCGCUCUUCCAUUGUUUUGGUCUCGUACUCGGAGUCCUGGCAGUCAUCACACAUGGUGCCAAAAUCAUUCUUCCGGCGGAAACCUUCGAUGCUUCUGCGGUACUGCGGGCAGUAUCAGAUGAGAAGUGUACUGCACUUCAUGGCGUACCGACCAUGUUCGAAGAGAUUCUUAGCUUACCCCGACCAGAGGAAUUUAAUUGUGACAACUUGAGAACUGGGAUAAUAGCUGGUGCACCAGUACCAAGACCCUUGAUGAAGAGAUUGUUGACGGAGUUGAAUAUGCGAGAAUUCACAUCUAGUUAUGGCUUAACGGAAACUUCACCCACUUGCUUCAAUGCAUAUACCUAUGAUACCAUCGAUACCCGCUUGGCAACUGUUGGACAAAUUCUUCCACAUCUCCGAGCGAAAAUCAUCGAUCGAGAUGGGAAUAUCGUGCCGCAAGGAGCAAGAGGAGAACUUUGUAUUUCUGGAUACUCGCUGCAGAAAGGUUAUUGGAAUAAUGAGGAAAAGACUGCAGAAGUAAUGGUGAGAGAUGGAGAUGGGAUCUUGUGGUUGAAAACGGGUGAUGAAGCUUCAUUCGAUGAGAGAGGGUAUUGCUCCAUCACUGGACGUUUCAAGGAUAUCAUUAUCCGAGGUGGAGAAAACAUAUAUCCACUUGAAAUCGAAACUCGCCUCGACGCUCACCCUUCCAUCUCUCGCGCGAUAGUGGUGGGUAUUCCAGAUCCCAAAUAUGGCGAAGUUGUGGGUGCCUUCCUCGAUAUGCAAGAAGAUUCCGCGGCGGUCAAAAAGAAGCUGUCAGACAUAGAAAUACGAGAUUGGACAAGAAAAGUACUGGGAUGGCAUAAAGCUCCGCAUCAUGUGUUUUGGUUUGGAGAGGAGGGUUUGAAGAUGGAUACCCCGAAGACGGGAAGUGGAAAGGUCAAGAAAUUUGAGUUGAGAAAUGAAGGAGCGAGGAUUGUGAAUGAGAGGGGUAUGAGGCCAAAGCCGAAGUUGUAG